This is a messenger RNA of Drechmeria coniospora, 1404 nucleotides long. RefSeq names its product putative methylcitrate synthase. Gene Ontology annotation, molecular function: 2-methylcitrate synthase activity. Gene Ontology annotation, cellular component: mitochondrial matrix. Lineage: Eukaryota; Fungi; Ascomycota; Sordariomycetes; Hypocreales; Ophiocordycipitaceae. Bases 1 to 1404 code for a protein of 467 amino acids. The record is from RefSeq and is a predicted model, not a curated record. The transcript is spliced from 3 exons. Gene Ontology annotation, biological process: tricarboxylic acid cycle; carbohydrate metabolic process.
AUGGCCCUCCACCUCCGAAGUUCUCGGGCCUUGGGCUCCGUCAAGCCGCUCGCUCGCGUCCUCGGCGCGCGCUGCUACUCGUCGGGCGAGCCCGAUCUCAAGACGACGCUCAAGGCAGCCAUCCCCGCCAAGCGUGAGCUGCUGAAGAAGGUCAAGGCCCACGGCAGCAAGGUCAUCGGCGAGGUCAAGGUCGAGAACACGCUCGGCGGCAUGCGCGGCCUCAAGGCCAUGGUCUGGGAGGGCUCCGUCCUCGACGCCAACGAGGGCAUCCGCUUCCACGGCCGGACCAUCAAGGACUGCCAGCGCGAGCUCCCCAAGGGCAAGACGGGCACCGAGAUGCUUCCCGAGGCCAUGUUCUGGCUGCUCCUGACCGGCCAGGUGCCCUCGACCGGCCAGGUGCGCGCCUUUUCCCGCCAGCUCGCCCAGCAGGCGCAGAUCCCCGCCUUCGUCGGCAAGAUGCUCGACGCCUUCCCGCGCGACCUGCACCCCAUGACGCAGUUCGCCAUGGCCGUCUCGGCCCUCAACUACGAGUCCAAGUUCGCCAAGGCGUACGAGCAGGGUCUCGGCAAGGCCGACUACUGGGAACCGACGUUUGACGACUGCAUCUCCCUCCUCGCCAAGUUGCCGACCAUCGCGGCCAAGAUCUACCAGAACGCCUACGGCGGCGGCGGUGCCCUGCCGGCCGAGGUCGACGUCGAGCAGGACUGGUCCUACAACUUCGCCGCCAUGCUCGGCAAGGGGGGCAAGGAGAACGAGAACUUCCAGGACCUCCUGCGUCUCUACCUCGCCCUGCACGGCGACCACGAGGGCGGCAACGUGUCGGCGCACGCGACCCACCUCGUCGGCAGCGCCCUCAGCGACCCCUUCCUCUCCUACUCGGCCGGCCUCCAGGGCCUCGCCGGUCCCCUGCACGGCCUCGCCGCCCAGGAGGUCCUCCGCUGGAUCCUCCAGAUGAAGGAGAACAUCCCGAGCGACUACACGGAAAAGGACGUGCACGACUACCUCUGGUCCACGCUCAACUCGGGCCGCGUCGUGCCCGGCUACGGACACGCCGUCCUCCGCAAGCCCGACCCGCGCUUCGAGGCCCUCAUGGACUACGCCGCCGCGCGGCCCGAGAUCGCCGCCGACCCCGUCUUCCAGCUCGUGGAGAAGAACAGCCGCAUCGCUCCCGAGGUGCUCAAGAAGCACGGCAAGACGAAGAACCCGUACCCCAACGUCGACUCCUCCUCUGGCGUGCUCUUCCACCACUACGGCUUCCACGAGACGCUCUACUACACUGCCACCUUUGGCGUGUCCCGCGGCCUCGGCCCGCUGGCCCAGCUCAUCUGGGACCGUGCCCUCGGCCUGCCGAUCGAGCGGCCCAAGAGCAUCAACCUCGAGGGCCUGCUGAAGCAGGUGCAGUAG